Molecule: messenger RNA, 4686 nt
Organism: Mesorhabditis spiculigera
Lineage: Eukaryota; Metazoa; Nematoda; Chromadorea; Rhabditida; Rhabditidae
Source: the annotation of a GenBank genome assembly
AUGGGGGCCCGAGCGCUGCUCGCCCUGCUAAUAGCCGUUGGGCUAAAAGCAGGGCUUGCCGAGGUCAACCCGACGAUGGUCCCACCCGGCACCUCGUCACUAACUUUCGUCUUUGACAUUACUGGCUCUAUGUUCGACGACCUGGAACAAGUGCGACAAGGCGCCAAGAAAAUUUACGAGACCGUGCUGACCCAGCGGCAACGGCUCAUCUACAACUACGUCCUUGUCCCUUUCCACGAUCCAGAUUUGGGCGAGAUCAUCGACACGACAGAUGCGCUAUAUUUCCAGCGACAGUUGGGAAAGGUGCAUGUGUAUGGUGGUGGUGAUUGUCCGGAAAUGACGUUGACAGGAAUCAAAAAGGCGUUGGAAAUCUCCUUGCCUUCGUCCUUCAUCUACGUCUUCACCGAUGCCCGCUCAAAAGAUCACCAUUUGGAACCGCAAGUCCUUAACCUCAUCCAGGAAAAGCAAAGCUCGGUGGUUUUUGUAAUGACUGGUGAUUGUGGCAACCGGACCCAUCCAGGCUUCAGGACCUACGAAAAAAUUGCUGCCGCUUCUUUUGGACAGGUCUUCCACUUGCAAAAAAGCGAUGUCAGCACCGUCUUGGAAUACGUCCGCCACUCCGUGCAGCAGAAGAAGGUCCAUCUAUCCUACGAAAUGCGUGAUCGUGGCGGCACGACAGUUCGCAAAAUCCCUGUAGACCAGCACAUGACCGAAUUGACCCUUUCCCUAUCCGGAGACAAAGACGAUGAGGAUUUUUUGGAGAUCCAGAUCCGGAAUCCAUUGGGACAACUGAUUGAUAAAUACACCUACUCGAAAGAAGGAGGAACCAUCGAUUUGAAGAACGUCAAGCUGAUCCGCCUGAAGAAGCCGAUGCCUGGAAAUUGGCAAAUUACGACCAACUCGAGACUUCGUCAUACGCUUCGGGUGUUUGGACAUGGUGCUAUCGACUUCAAAUAUGGAUUUGGGGCAAAGCCGUUGGAGACCAUUGACUUGGCUCGUCCAAGACCUGUGGAAGGCCAAACGACUUAUUUGAUGGUUAAUAUGACCGGAUUGUUGCCUCCGGGUACUCCGAUAGAUAUUUCGCUGAUUGAUUAUUACGGGCAUCCCCUUUACACUCAACCGGCAAACCCCUCAAAAACCAAUCCAAACCUGUACUUCGUCGGGCCCUUUGUUCCACCGAAAGGACUGUUUUUCGUGCAAGUCAAAGGCGUUGACGAUACGGACUAUGAAUUCCAACGAAUCGCGCCUACAGCUAUUGGAUCGGUUAGUGUGGGUGGCCCGAGAGCUUACAUGGCCCAAAUCACGACCGGCUACAUCAACAAGCCAGUCAAUUUGACUUGCACCGUCGAAAGUUCCACGCCCUAUUCGUUGCGGUGGAGACACGGCGACGAAUACUUGGGACCACCACUAUUCUAUUCAGAGUCCGACACAUCGGUCUGGAGAAUCCGGGAAGUUACCCAAAAAGAACGCGGAGAUUAUUCAUGUGAAGUCAGCUCUCCGCAUGGAAAUCAUACGGCAAGAACGUAUUUGGAGACAAGAGAACCUCCACCCCACAUCGCUAGCAUGUCAAAUGUGACUACAAGCAUGAACCAGCCAGCUUUCUUCCAUUGCCGUACGCAAUCCGUCACUCCGGCCGAAAUCCGGUGGUACAGAUACGGGCAACCAAUCGGCAGAAACACCAAUACGAUGGUAUACCCCAACGGUACCCUCGUGAUUUGGCGGCCCGCGAAAACUGAUGUUGGAACCUACGAAUGUCGUGCCAGGAAUGGAGGUGGAACGAGCAUCGAAAAGACGUUUCUGAAUGUCUACGAGACCCCGAAUGUGCAAACUAGCCCGCAACGUCUCUACUUUGCCCUCCAAAAGCCAUUCAACAUUUCUUGCCGGGCCAGCGGUGAUCCUCCACUCCAAGUCAUUUGGGCGAAAAAUGGCAGAAAGAUCGACAAUGACUACAAUCGAUACAUUGGAAUCAAUAAUGAUCUACUGGUGCGUAGUGCAACAACAGCCGACGCUGGAACCUACGAGUGCAGGGCUCAAAACCCCGCCGGGUCUGCGAUCGGCUACGUUGACCUGCGCGUUUCGAAAGAACUGGUUACUCAAGGCGAUUAUGUGGAUUUGACGUGUACGGUUUACGACGGCACGCCAGCACCUACAAUCACCUGGUUCUUCGGCUACAAUCAGCUUUACGGACAGAAACCCGAAAAGAUGGAAUUUGCUGGGACGACUUUAAGGAUCAAGCAAGUACAACCAGAAGAUGCCGGGCAAUAUCAGUGCGUCGCUGAGAAUAUGGCGGGCCGUGCUGCGGCUCAAGCUACUGUGAAAGUUGGAUCACCACCUUCGAUUAUUCCAUCAGCUGAAGUGGUUAGAGUGAAUAUCGAAAAACAGGUCACUCUUCCCUGUCGUGUCCUUGGUCAUCCAAAGCCAAAAAUUACCUGGAGUGUGGAUGCCCACGAUGAUGCCGUAUUUACCUGUAGCGCCACCAAUGAUUAUGGCACGGUUCGUCGUGAUACACAAGUGUUGGUCUUGGGAUUAGUCGCUCCCGUCUUGGGCCAUGUCCCGCCAGAAGAACAAAUUGUCGAAGGGCAUGACUUCCGUCUCAGCUGUAUCAUCGUGCUUGGAACGCCUAGACCUGAUAUUCAAUGGUUCAAGAAUGGCCAAGCACUUUUUCCGACAGAAAAGAUGAUCGUUGAGGGCGGUGGCACCGGACUUUUGAUCCGAGACGCAUCCGCCGCUGAUGAGGGCAACUAUCGUUGUGAAGCCAAGAAUCAGGCCGGCACAGCUAACAUCAAUGUAGCUGUCAAUCUGAUAAAAAAGCCGAGGGUUCGUCUCCCUGAUGCCAGUACAGAUGAUGAGGGGUCGGAAUUGCUUGAAGCACCACCACUUCAUAUUCGGGAGGGAGAUAUGGUUGAUUUGCCAUGUCAUAUUGAUGGAAAGCCCACACCAAUUAUUACAUGGAGUUUGGAUGGAAGACCGAUCACCUCGAAUACCGCGGAAUACCAGAUUUUGCCCAACAACACACUUCGAGUUCACAAAACCGAUCGAGCCACAUCUGGUAGAUUUGUCUGCUCCGCUGUGAAUACUGCUGGACAAGCGAAACAAGUCACACAACUGAACGUCGUUGCCCCACCAACCAUCAUGCCCGGACAGACGUCUUACAAUUUCGUCGAAGGCUACACUCUUGAAAUUCCAUGCCGAGUUUCUGGCGAGCCGACGCCGGAAAUCAAAUGGUAUAUGAAUGACGAGCUUGUCACGGACGCUUGGGUCGAUGAGGAUGGCACUUUGCAUAUCGAUGACGCAAAUGAUAUCAAGGGAAAACUGAGGUGCGAGGCAACAAACUCCCUGGGUACGGAACAUUUGGAUGUGGACGUGAUGGUUCAUCUGAUGCCAAAAAUCCUUGGAUCUGACCGCCACCAUUUCUUUGAGGCCAAGCUGAACCAUUCGAUCAACCUACCAUGCCCUGCCGACACGAAUCCACCACCGAAUCGUGUUUGGGAAUUUGACGGGGAACGAAUUUUGGAUGGUGAUGAUUUCUUCGGAUCGUCUGUUCAAAUCAACACUGAUGGUUCCCUCUUUAUCGGCCAUGUAUCCCCCGAGCACGUCGGAAGGUUUACCUGCCAUGUUAGCAACCUUGCUGGCGAUGACAAACUGGAGUACGAUCUGAAGGUUACUUCGCCUCCAAAGAUCGUUUCUGAUACACCUGGUGUUUUGGAUGUUAUCCAGGGUCUAACGCUAGAAAUUCCCUGCCAAGCCCAAGGAAAACCACAGCCAACGAUCACCUGGGACAAAGACGGCUUCCAAGUCAUUCCAAAUGAUAUCGUAAUCGUCGAUCGUUCCGGAACCCUCCGCAUCCACAACACCAAGUACGAGCAUCGCGGUGACUACACCUGCACAGCCUCUAAUUCCGCCGGCAAUGAUCAGCGAAAAACUCACGUCAUUGUGCAAGAGGCCCCAAUCAUCCACAAUCAAACCCUCACCGGCUAUACAGCCGUUUCCGGCGAUAAAGUGGAGCUACGCUGUCUCGUUGGCGGAAGUCCGACUCCAAUCAUUACUUGGCACAAGAAGGGGGUACAGAUCCAGGACACUCCCGGAACAUAUGUUACUCCAGAUGGUAUCCUGGUACUUGAAAAUGCCGAAAAGGGAGAUGAUGCUUACUAUACGUGCAAAGCUACAAAUGCGGCUGGUGUGGCAGAGAAGGUUAUUCGAUUGGAAGUGAUUGCCCCUCCUGAGAUCCCUGACCAGGAUACUGUAACUACGGAAGUGGUACGGAUCGAUAAUCCGUUUUCCCUGUAUUGUCCUGUAUUCGCUACACCGUUGCCGACAAUAUCUUGGGAGCUGAAUGAUUUAUCGCUGGAGCAAGCUGAUCCGAAUAUACAAUUUUCGGACGAUAAGAGGAGGCUUCAUGUUGAAAAGGCUCGAAUCACCGAUGCUGGCGUCUAUAAAUGCAUCGCCAGAAAUGUGGCCGGAGAAAGCAGCAAAUCCUUCGAUGUGGAAGUUAUUGUCCCCAUCAACAUUGACGAAAGCGUGUGGAAAAGAAAGGAGACGGUAUUGGAAGGAGGAAGAAUCGAGCUGGGAUGCCCCGUCACAGGUCUACCAAAACCCACGAUAAACUGGAUCGUGAAUGGGCGUAUCUUUGGAAAGGAAGACCCAAUUGAUCAUCGACAGCGCGACGGCGGAGCAUACCGGACAGUA